Molecule: messenger RNA, 1677 nt
Organism: Closterium sp. Naga37s-1
Lineage: Eukaryota; Viridiplantae; Streptophyta; Zygnematophyceae; Desmidiales; Closteriaceae
Source: the annotation of a GenBank genome assembly
AUGGUCGCCUCCACCGCUCUGCACCUCCUCUCACUCCUCAACACCACCCCGCACUCACAACCUGCCUCACAACCUGCCUCGUCAGCCACUACCACCAUCCCCGCAUCCUCCUCCCCUUCCUCCCCUUCCCCCACCCCUCCCCCUCGCACGCCUUCGAUCCUCAUCCUCUCCCGGGGCUAUGCAGGGGGUGACGAGGCGCGCAUGCUGCAGCGCCAGCUCAGCGGCCGGCCGGUUAUCAUUGCCGUGGGACGGAAGCGCGCUGACGUGGCACGGCGAGUGAUUGGCCAGUUCGGGGCGUGGAGGGGAUGGGGAGGGGGAGCAGCGGAGGAGGGAAGGCAUGAGGGGAGGAAAGAGGAGAGGAGGAAAGAGGAGAGGAGGAAAGAGGAGGGGAGGAAAGAGGAGAGGAGGAAAGAGGAGAGGAGGAAAGAGGAGAGGAGGAAAGAGGAGGGGAGGAAAGAGGAGAGGAGGAAAGAGGAGAGGAGGAAAGAGGAGAGGAGGAAAGAGGAGGGGAGGAAAGAGGAGGGGAGGAAAGAGGAGGGGAGGAAAGAGGAGGGGAGGAAAGAGGAGGGGAGGAAAGAGGAGGGGAGGAAAGAGGAGAGGAGGAAAGAGGAGGGGAGGAAAGAGGAGGGGAGGAAAGAGGAGGGGAGGAAAGAGGAGGGGAGGAAAGAGGAGGGGAGGAAAGAGGAGGGGAGGAAAGAGGAGGGGAGGAAAGAGGAGAGGAGGAAAGAGGAGGGGAGGAAAGAGGAGGGGAGGAAAGAGGAGGGGAGGAAAGAGGAGGGGAGGAAAGAGGAGGGGAGGAAAGAGGAGGGGAGGAAAGAGGAGGGGAGGAAAGAGGAGGGGAGGGGCCAUGGGGGGGUGGAUGGGGGUGGUGCUGUGGGGCCUGUUGCUGCGGUGAUCAUGGACGAUGGCAUGCAGCUGGUGCCACGUGGACCAAUGAGGGAGCGGCUUGAGGCGCUGCAACGGGCAGAUGUGGUUGUCAUUCACAAUGCUGACCUGGCGCCCCCGGCGUGUGUGGCAGCGCUAGCAGCACAGCUACAGCACCACAUGCCACCACACGCCCUCCUCCUCCACUCCUCCCUCCGCCCCCUCCACCUCCUCUCCCCCUCGCCCUGCUACUGCGUCUCUUCUCCUCUCCAUUCUCUCCCCACUCCAUCAGAUCACCCUUUCACGUGCUCUCCUCCCACGCCUGCCUCUCCUGCCGGCCCGGCCUCCCCGGCGUGCCAUGAGCCGUGGGGCAGCACAGCCUUGAAAGGCGCCCAGGGCAGAGGGAACUCGCACCUGCUGCUGUGCCACAGGGAGGGGGGGGCUGGGGAAGGAGGAGGGGAGGAAGGGGAGGCAGGAGGCGGGGACAGGGUGGUGGCGUGUGCCAGCGUGGCGGGGCGUGAUGCCGUGUGUCUCUCUGCCAUUGGCUCGCCUGACGCCCUGCAAGCCACACUGCAGACGCAGCUGCACCUGAGGCGGGUGGUGAGCAUUGCCCUGCCCGACCACUCGCCCUUCUCCCUCCAGGAGGUGGGGGCAGUGCAGCAAGCCCUCGCCCUCCUCUCACGCACACCUGAUUCCAACUCGCCCUCACAUGAUGUGCAAGGCGCACACGCACACGUGAUGAAAGGAGAGGGUGGAGGCUGCGAGGGGGAUUCUGCGUGUGGGCGUGGGCCGUUGUUGAUACUGACAGAGAAG